Molecule: messenger RNA, 1602 nt
Organism: Schizophyllum commune H4-8
Lineage: Eukaryota; Fungi; Basidiomycota; Agaricomycetes; Agaricales; Schizophyllaceae
Exons: 9
Coding region: 132-1361 (409 amino acids)
Source: RefSeq, a predicted model, not a curated record
AGUCGACAGACAAAUGUCGCCGCCAUCGUUGGCGGUCACCGGAUGCACGGUCCGAUCGCCGAGUUCGAGCCGAAGUAAGCGCCCUUUCGACGUUGACCGUCAUUGUCAACACUCUCUAAGGCGCCGUGAUCAUGUCCAAGUCCGAGAACGACGAGCUGCUCAACUCCCUGAGCUCGCGCAUAUUCUCCUUGCUGGUCGAUGAUCUCGUCAUGGACGCCGCCCUCCAGGCUCACCGCGACGCCGCGAAGAGCAGGGCGGUGUGCGUGAAUUGUGGUACCUGCUGUAGCGCCGUACGCACGCCUGGGCAGUCUGGAUCGGCCUCCCCAUGCAAGGCGUCCAUGCUCUCGCGCUCAGGGACCCCCUCCAUGUCUGACAGCCGAGGGGGAAACGGCACGCUGGGCAAGGAAGGUGUGCUAUACCUGGAGUGCGUGAACUGCCAGCGACAGAUCGCCUCGAGUAGGUAUGCGCCGCAUCUCAGCUCGUGUAUGGGCCUCAGCUCGUCGAGGCGGGCAGCGGUCCGCGGGUCCGCGAAAGCGAAGCAAUCGGCAGAGCGGGAACGCUCGCUCUCGCCAGGGUCAGACGCUGCUGCAUUGUCGGAGGACAGCCAGCCGCUGAAGAACAAAGCAAAGUCGAAGAGCAAGAAGAAAGAUGAAGCCGAGUUCAGCCUAAAGCGCAAGCGUCCGACCUCACCCCAACCAUCCCCCAAGAAGCCCAAACCAAAGCCCGCUGCAUCUUCUGCAACCAACUCUCCCCGCUUCAAGAACCCUACUAUCCCCCCACCGGUGAGCCGCCCCGCUUCUUCUGCGCGCCUAGGCCCUCACUCACGCCGCCCUUCCACUCAACCCGUCCCCUUCGCUUCCCCCGCCCAGCAAUCCCACGCUUUUAAGAAAUCACAAUCCAAAGUCCCGUCCAAGCUCCGCGAGUCGUCCACCGUGUCCUUCGAGCGAUCGUCGUCGCCCGAGACCUCCUUGGGCUCGUUCAGGAGCCCGCCAAUGGCACAUCAGACGGUCGGCGGGACGUGGGGUGCGGCGGUGAAUGGGGGUAAGGGGCCGGGGAAUGCGGGUAAGCUGGCAGGGAACGGGGGUAGGGUCGCGGCGAACGGUAGUAAGAUGGCGGCGAGUGGGAAGUUGGCUCCGGGGACGAAGGCGGGAGCUGCGGGGGGCAGGCCAGCGGGCUCAGGACCGCCAAAGGCGGCGGGGACGGGGCCGCCGAAGAGGAUGAAUGCGACGCAGGUGAGGCAGCAGGUGCCGGUGCCGGUGCCAGUACCCAUGCCCGCGCCCGCGCCUAAACCGCACUUCGCAUUUGAUGAGGACGAAGGGGACGAGACGGGCUCGUCGACAGACUCGAGCAGCAGUUCGUGAUAGUGCCACUGGGUGCACACGAUGCUGCUCAGUCGAGCAUCUUGGACGACCCGUCACUCCUUUGUGGAAGGACAUCGGACAAUCUAGUACGGAGAUCUUCACCAGGUCAUCGAGGACUGGACUAUUGAACAAAGCUAUCCGCUAUCUAUUCAUCGCAUCUCUGUACUGUUCUGUAUUAUAUCUAUUCGAAGCAUUGUUCUCGCGCAUCUCACCUUGACGGCAAGUUGCGGACUCUGGUUGG